UUAUGGGUUUCGUUUGUGGUGAUAAAUUUCUUCCAAAAUUGGUUAGUUGGUGGCUUCCCCAUUUUGUGGCUCCACUUAGCUUUUCUUCCUUCUUAGAGGGAGCUUCAUUCUUUAUCGGACAGAUAAAAAAUUCCUCUCAGAUAAGAGCUCUCACAUUUUCCAUGUUAUCUACCAUGGAAUUGUUGGUAAACUGUUGUGAUUGAUUCCUACUAUCACCUCCAGCUGUUUAUUAGAUCCAUUUAAUUUGGGAAACAUGUCUGCCAUGCAAUUGCGAGCAAGUGGGGCCGAGAAAACUUUGUCACAUAACGAGCAGCAAGCCAAGAUCAAUGAAGUUAGACAGCUGAUGGGUCCUAUUGCUGACAAGCUACCAAACUUGUGUUCGGAUGCUUCAAUACUAAGGUAUCUCAGAGCAAGGAACUGGAAUGCAAACAAGGCAUGUAAAAUGCUGAAGGAAACAUUGAAAUGGAGGCUUGAUUACAAACCAGAAAAGAUCUGUUGGGAAGAUGUUGCCCGUGAAGCUGAGACAGGAAAGAUUUACAGUUCCGGUUACUUAGACAAGUAUGGAAGGACCGUUCUUGUCAUGAGACCUGGUUUCCAGAACACAACCUCAACAAGAGGCCAGAUAAAAUAUUUGGUUUAUUGUAUGGAGAAUGCCAUAAUGAAUUUGGCUCCAGAUCAGGAGCAGAUGGUAUGGCUAAUUGACUUUCAAGGGUGGACAAUGGCGAGCAUAUCGGUGAAGGUCACUCGUGAAACAGCUCAUGUAUUGCAGAACCGUUACCCUGAGAGGCUGGGCCUAGCAAUCCUCUAUAAUCCACCGAAAAUUUUUGAAUCUUUUUGGAUGAUGGUGAAACCCUUUCUAGAGCCCAAGACAUUCAAGAAAGUGAAGUUUGUAUAUUCUAAUGACCCAGAAAGCCAGAAGAUAAUGCAGGGCCUUUUUAAUAUGGACAAACUUGAAUCUGCAUUUGGUGGGCGUAAUACGGUUGGGUUUGACUACAAAAAAUAUAGUGAGCAGAUGAAAGAGGAGGACAGCAAGAUGGCUGAUUUCAUUAACUCAGGAUAUUUAACUCCAUCAGUUUUGUCCGAUUUCCCGCAAUCAGAGUUAUCGGUUUCAGGACAUGGUUCAGAUAAUGAAGUUUCCUCUGGAGAUGAUGGAAUCGAGCCAAAGGAUACUGACAAAUUGUCAGACGAGAAGAUACCAGGCUAGCUUGGCUGCAAAGACAGUGCAAAGGUUUUGACAGAGGCUCAGACAUAGGUGAUACAAAUGAGCGAGUCAGCUUGAAACUCGAGAAACAAAGGUAAGGACUUGAUCCAUAUAUUUUUCAAACUAGAUAUGUAAUGGCCAAUGAAACUACGCUAGGAUCCAUCC
Messenger RNA from Telopea speciosissima, 1366 nucleotides. RefSeq names its product phosphatidylinositol transfer protein 3-like. The transcript has 6 exons. Gene Ontology annotation, molecular function: phosphatidylinositol transfer activity. The coding region runs from base 254 to 1204 and encodes 316 amino acids. Lineage: Eukaryota; Viridiplantae; Streptophyta; Magnoliopsida; Proteales; Proteaceae. The record is from RefSeq and is a predicted model, not a curated record.